AUGAAGCAAGAGCUUGAUAAACACAAGUCAAAAGUUAUCGAUAAUGACGAUAAUGGAGAGGAUCGGUUGACUUAUGAGGUGUACUCUGCUGCUUCAUUCCUUAUUCUUAUGAAGCAUGAAAAGUUAGACGAACGAGCUAAAUUAACGUUAAAUAAGAAGAAAAAAUUGUUUCUUGGAGGCCAAGGCAAGCAAGAACAAGAGGAAGAAGCGAGUUCAAAUAUUAUUGUUGGAAGAAACAAAAGAAUCUUGGACGGCUAUGAACCCCCGUUUAUCCCUCCGAUAGCAGCUCUCGCCGGUAUCAUCACCGAAUGUAGCAAGCCUCACCAAAAGCGGCUGACGGAGACCGACUUAAAGAGAGAUCAAUCGAGGUUGCUUUUGUGCAAGGAUCACGUCAAAAAUUUCAUGAUACCAUCGUUGAAAGAAGAUGAGAAUGUUCGAAACGGAAUCCCGGUGAUGGUGUUCGAUUCAGAAGGGAACGGAUACAACAUGAUAUUCAAGCUCUGGGGUUCGAAUAUGUACGUGCUUACUUCUAGCGGCUGGCUAUCGUUUUGCAGACAACAUAGGCUGGAAAAAUAUGUGGAUAUCGUCACUGUUUGGAUGUUUCGUCAUGGGGUGAAACAUAACCUUUGCUUUGUGAUCACCACAAGAAGGUCGCCACCGUCACCGACAAUCGGCAAAGCCGAAGAAUUGCAUAAAAGAUCAAGAAAAAGGCUACGAGAUUAG
Messenger RNA from Hibiscus syriacus, 723 nucleotides. RefSeq names its product putative B3 domain-containing protein At4g03170. Bases 1 to 723 code for a protein of 240 amino acids. NCBI's taxonomy places the organism in Eukaryota, Viridiplantae, Streptophyta, Magnoliopsida, Malvales, Malvaceae. Gene Ontology annotation, molecular function: DNA binding. The record is from RefSeq and is a predicted model, not a curated record. The transcript has a single exon.